AUGCUAACUAUCGUGAGGUUUGUACUACAGGUCGCUCCAGCUAAUGCCGCGCUGGAGCAGACUACCAAUGUCAUCUCUAAUUUUCUGGGUCCUCCGCCGAACCUCCUAUUCCACAAAGCCUGCGAGUUCGGCUCGGUCACGCUUCUCGACUGGAUCUGGAGUGCUAGCUGCGCUACCGCUGCUGACAGAACACCCAGUUGGUCUUUGAACAACUUCCUGCGGUCGGACCCGCAUUACCACAAGUGGCAGUUCUCGAAAUCACUGGAAGUGGCCGCAGGUCGGGGGGAGUUACCGUUGGUGGAAUGGUUGUUCGCGCAUUUUUCAGGCUGCGAGGCCCCUCAUAAUCCUAUGUAUUGGGCUGCUAAGGGCGGCAAUCUCGAUAUUCUCGAAUGGCUCCAAGUCAAUUGUGUGCGACAGCAAUGGGGGACUGACAUAAUGGAUAUCGCAGCGAGGGAAGGGUACCUGGAUGUGGUAAAGUGGCUGUACCACAACCGGCCAGAAGGCUGUAUGGGUCUGUCCGAAUCAGACGUUGAGAGCGCCAUCACACACGUUCUAAGCAUCGGUAACCUUGAGCUUGCGGAGUGGCUGCUAUCGACAGACAGAUGCGUAUUUGACUAUGCUGUUGCUUGGCCACGCGCUGAAGUGAUUGAAAAGAUGCUCGAGUGUGGAUAUCUGCAGUUUAACGACCAUCGAGCGGCGCCAUUACUGUCAGCUUCGGCUCACUGGGGGCGUAUGGAUCUCGUCUGCAGCGUUGUUCAGCUGCACUCCCCACUUCCCAAGGAUCACAAGCGUUGGGUCGACAAUUGGGUCAUUGCCGCGGAGACAGCUUGUCGAAAUGGGCAUGUACCGAUGUUGCAGUGGCUGAUGGCGCACCCAUUGUGGACUGAAGUGUGUGAAAGCACAGAGUAUGGCAGAAACCUCGCCUUCCUCCUCCCAGAUGCAGCUGAAGGAGGACAUGUAGAGGUCAUGGAAUUUUUAUACUGCAAUGAACUCUCCGACCAGGUUUAUCACGCUAUGCUAAUCGCUAUCAAGAAAGGUCAGACGAGCUCGGUUAAGUGGUUGCUUGAUCGUUACGCACGUGAGCUCGACGCAAAGACAGCUCGGGAUGGCGGCCGACGAAGCGGUUAUACCAGCCAGUAG
Molecule: messenger RNA, 1140 nt
Organism: Phytophthora sojae
Lineage: Eukaryota; Oomycota; Peronosporomycetes; Peronosporales; Peronosporaceae
Exons: 3
Coding region: 1-1140 (379 amino acids)
Molecular function (GO): protein binding
Source: RefSeq, a predicted model, not a curated record